AUGCCACCUUUGAAGAGAUAUGUUCUGAGAUUCUUCUUUUCACUGAAGUAUAUCACUGCUAAUAUAGUGGACAGGAACAAUGGUCAUAUUGUGGCAUCUGCAUCAUCUGUUGAACAUGAUCUGAAAAAGACAUUCGAAUGUGGCAGAUUCUGUAAUGCAAAGGCAGCUGUAACUGUGGGAGAAGUGUUGGCAAUGAGACUGAGGGUAGAGGGUCUUGAACAGGGACAGGGAAAUGGCAUCUAUGUUGACGUGAACGAAGAGGUCGAGAAAAAAGGUUUUAAGAAUCAGACCAAGGUCUGGGCAAUAGUUAACGCACUAAGAAACAAUGGAGUUAAGCUCGUUCUCAAUGAUGAUGAAGAUCAAGAUUCACAAUGUAGCUAUAGAAGAUGA
Oldenlandia corymbosa var. corymbosa is the source of this 390-nucleotide messenger RNA. The record is from the annotation of a GenBank genome assembly. Lineage: Eukaryota; Viridiplantae; Streptophyta; Magnoliopsida; Gentianales; Rubiaceae.